Molecule: messenger RNA, 1617 nt
Organism: Bufo bufo (common toad)
Lineage: Eukaryota; Metazoa; Chordata; Amphibia; Anura; Bufonidae
Product: solute carrier family 40 member 1-like
Exons: 7
Coding region: 1-1617 (538 amino acids)
Biological process (GO): iron ion transmembrane transport
Cellular component (GO): membrane
Molecular function (GO): iron ion transmembrane transporter activity
Source: RefSeq, a predicted model, not a curated record
AUGAUCCCAAUGGAUGACUGGUCGGCCACAAUGCAGCUGAUCAUUAUCUCAAAUGGGGACCGCAUGUGGCAUUUUGCCAUUUCUGUAUUCCUCAUUGAACUCUAUGGGCACAACCUGCUGCUAACGGCUGUUUUUGGCUUAGUGGUAGCCGGUUCUGUACUGGUGUUCGGAGCCAUCAUUGGUGACUGGAUUGACAGGAAACCCAGAAAUAAAGUUGCUCAUGCAUCACUAUUCAUUCAGAAUUCGUCUGUCACCGCUUGCUGUAUAGUCCUGAUGUUGGUAUUCUCCUAUAAAAAUGAAAUAGAACAAAUAUGGCAUGGCUGGCUUACAAUAUUCUGCUAUGGAGUGGUUAUUAUUUUAGCAGAUCUGGCAAAUCUUGCAAGCACUGCGCUAACCAUAACCAUUCAGAAAGAUUGGAUCGUAGUUAUUACAGGAGAUAACAGAAGCCAACUGGCUGGGAUGAAUGCGACUGUGAGAAGGAUGGAUCAAGUAAUUAAUAUCUUUGCCCCAUUAUCUGUGGGUCAGGUCAUGACUUGGGCCUCCAAUGUGGUUGGCUGCGGUUUCAUUCUUGGUUGGAAUCUGGUUUCGCUGCUCGUGGAAUUUAUUUUCCUCUCCAGAGUUUAUAAAAUGGUUCCUGAGCUGGCUGUAAAACCACAGCAAUCCAUCGGAGGGCAUUACAUCGAGCGCCAGCUGGAGCUUAUAAAUGAGCCCCGGACUCCAGAGCCCACAGCAGAGGGCACUUCGGCACUUCCAGGUUGCUUCCAAGAUGUCCGCAGGAUGCUACGCACCUGUACAGACGGCUGGAAAUCCUACUACAGACAAUCUGUCUUUUUAGCAGGUUUAGGAUUGGCCUUCUUGUACACCACAGUACUGGGCUUUGAUUGUAUUACUACAGGUUAUGCCUACACUCAGGGGAUAAGUGGCUCUCUGCUCAGCAUACUCAUGGCCGUGUCUGCCAUCUCAGGGUUAAUGGGCACGUUUCUGUUUACCAAGCUCAGAAGACAUUAUGGCUUGGUGGUCACAGGAAUUAUAUCCAGCUGCCUCCAUGUUAGUUGUUUAAUGCUUUGCGUAUUUUCAGUCUUCGCCCCUGGAAGCCCAUUCGACUUGGGCAUUUUCUCUGUCAUUAUCGGUAUGAAUUCUUCUUCAAACACCGAGAAACUGCAUCAGAACCAACUCCAUAUUUAUCCAUCUCAAGGGAAUAUCAACCAGCCCAUCCUCUCCGACCGCUCCUCAAUCCACUGGACUAACAAUACUGUGUUGUUUGAGAGCGUCCGUGCCGGUGAUCUUCCGGACUCCUACAUCUCAAUCAUACUGCUGUUUUCAGGAGUAAUAUUGGCGAGAGUGGGUCUCUGGUCCUUUGAUUUAACUGUGACUCAGCUUCUCCAGGAGAACAUCCCAGAAUCAGAACGUGGAGUAGUCAAUGGAGUGCAAAGCUCGAUGAAUUACCUGAUGGAUCUGGUACAUUUCAUCAUGGUCAUUCUUGCUCCGCAGCCUCAACAGUUUGGGCUCCUGGUUAUCAUCUCGAUUCUGUUUGUGAUCGCUGGACACACCAUGUAUUUUUUUUAUACCAAAAAAUAUAAAAGCAAAGAGAGGGAAUCACUAAAUACUCCUGCCUGA